Molecule: messenger RNA, 2094 nt
Organism: Lethenteron reissneri (Far Eastern brook lamprey)
Lineage: Eukaryota; Metazoa; Chordata; Hyperoartia; Petromyzontiformes; Petromyzontidae
Gene: PAQR9
Product: progestin and adipoQ receptor family member 9
Cellular component (GO): membrane
Molecular function (GO): signaling receptor activity
Source: RefSeq, a predicted model, not a curated record
CGAUGGAGGAGAGGCGCAAGCCGUCGCUGGUGCUGUCCAGCCAGAUGCCGGUGCAGGCGCUGGAGCGCUUCAUCACGUCGGGCUACCGCAGCCCCGGCUACAGCGCGGCGCAGUGCCUGCGCUCCGCCUUCAUGUGCACCAACGAGACGCUCAACUUCUGGACGCACUUCCUGCCGCUCUUCGUGUGUCUCGCCAAGUUCUGGCAGCUGCUGCUCUUGCAGCAGCAGCAGCAGGGCGACGCGCAGCAGCAGCUGUGGCCGCUGUGCGCGUACGCGAUCGGAGUGUGCUUCGUGUUCACGUUCAGCAGCGUGGCGCACCUCUUCAACGCCAUGUCGCUGCGCGUGCGCGACCUCUGCUACUACUUCGACUACGGCGCCGUGAGCAUCUACGGGGCGGGCGCGUCCAUCGCCUACUACCACUACGUGAACCCCAGCCUCAAGGUGCUCGACCGGGGCUUCAUGUCCGAGUGGCUGCGGGAGCGCUCGCCGCGGCUGCUCGACCCGAACGCGCACGGCGUCUUCUGCGCCCUGCUCGACCGCCUCUUCAAGCCGCUGGCGUUCGCCUUCUCCGUCGUCUGCACCGUGGCCUGCUGCCUCAGCCGCCUCAAGCGAUGCAAGCACCGCUACGCCAUCCGCACGCUCGUCUUCCUCCUGCCGCAGACCCUGACGCUGCCCGUCACGGCCGACCUGCUCGUCUUCUGGCCCGACGUGCGUCACAUCACCGCCGCAUUCGCCGCCAACUUCGUGCGCCACUUCACGUGGCUCUUCCUGGCGGCGCUCUUCAACAUCAGCAAGCUGCCCGAGCGCUGCCUGCCCGGCGCCUUCGACAUCGUGGGCCACAGCCACCAGUGGUUCCACCUCUUCACCUUCCUCGCCAUCCUCGACGAGAUGUACAUGAUCGAGGAGGCCAUGUCGGCACACCUCGGGGCCCUCCCGGGAGCCGCGCCCGACUUCGCGUCCACCGUGGGGUUCAUGCUGGCGCUCAUCGGCUGCACGUGGGCCAUCAUCUUCGUGUUCAGCAGGUUCACCGGGCGCCGGGCGGACGCCGGGGACAAGGACAAGUAGCCUCGUCGCAUCGUCCUUGCGGCGUCGAGCACAACGAGCCCGCGCGUGUGUCUGUGUGUGUGUGUGUCACGUGUGUGUGUCUGUGUCACUUGUGCGUGUGUCUGUGUCACAACGAGCCCGCGCAUGUCUCUGUGUGUGUGUGUGUCUGUGUCACUUGUGUGUAUGUCACUUGUGUGUGUGUCUGUGUCACUUGUGUGUGUGUCUGUGUCACUUGUGUGUAUGUCACUUGUGCGUGUGUCUGUGUCACUUGUGUGUGUGUGUCUGUCACUUGUGUGUGUGUCUGUGUCACUUGUGUGUGUGUCUGUGUGUCUGUCACGUGUGUGUGUGUCUGUGUCACUUGUGCGUGUGUCUGUGUGUGUGUCUGUGUCACUUGUGUGUGUGUCUGUGUGUCUGUCACGUGUGUGUGUGUCACGUGUGUGUGUGUGUCUGUCACUUGUGUGUGUGUGUCUGUGGGGAGCGGUAGUGUAGCGGUUAGCGUUACGCUGCGCUAUGAACCUGGCGACCCGGGUUCUAUUCCCGCUCACGACCAACACCAGUGACGAUUAUCUGAACCGGUCCCGGGCCUCCCCUAGGUCGACUCAGCCUCAAAUGAGGACCUGAUGCGGUGUGUAAACAUGGCCACUGGGGAGACAAAGGCGGCCGGGCGUGGUGUUGGCCAUUCACCCCCUCGUGUGCCGUGCCAGCCUUCUUAGGUGCGCGCUAACAGCACUUGCCCUUACAGUAUGUUAAGGCUACAUGGAGGAUCUUUGUCUUUUUUGCGUGUGUUCUCCCAUACACAAGCAUGCGUGUUCUCCCUACCUCCCUGUCCCAUAGAGUACACGAGCAUGCGUGUUCUCCCCUACUCUCCCCUGCCAUGAGUACACGGGCAUGCGUGAGGUGCGUGUGUUCUCUCUCUCUCUCAGAUGUGUCGAGUGGCCGGGAAAGUACCAAGGGUGCUUGACAUUCACUGUCGUCAUUACCCGAUGUGUUUCAUUCGUUUGUUAAUUCACGCAUUUUACCCGGAUAGCCCCUUGGGAUGGUUCCACCCUGG